AUGAAUUAUAAAAAAGUUACAAUUUUAACUUCAGUAGUAAUAUUACUCCUUAUAGCUAUAGUUGGCAUCAUUAAUUACAGCUAGGUCGGACAAGAAAAUAUGUUUUUCAAAAAAGAGCAUAAAUUUAAUUAGGAAAAUAAAGCAUUUAACUAGUAUAGAAGUUCCAGUCAAUGUUUAGCGAAAUGCACAAAUGAAGGGGGAUAUAACUGUGGAGCAAGCUAUGUAAUAUGUUGUAAAAAUGAAGCUAGUUGUGUUGAUAAGUGGGGUAUGAAAGCCUGCAACAUUAAAAAAAAAUAAUUCACAUGCGACGAAUGA
Tetrahymena thermophila SB210 is the source of this 315-nucleotide messenger RNA. RefSeq names its product transmembrane protein, putative. The transcript has 2 exons. The record is from RefSeq and is a predicted model, not a curated record. Lineage: Eukaryota; Ciliophora; Oligohymenophorea; Hymenostomatida; Tetrahymenidae.